This is a messenger RNA of Mytilinidion resinicola, 372 nucleotides long. RefSeq names its product DUF423-domain-containing protein. Bases 1 to 372 code for a protein of 123 amino acids. The record is from RefSeq and is a predicted model, not a curated record. Lineage: Eukaryota; Fungi; Ascomycota; Dothideomycetes; Mytilinidiales; Mytilinidiaceae. The transcript is spliced from 2 exons.
AUGCCAUUCCCCUCUUGGACAAUCGGCUGCAUCUAUGGCGCCAGCUCCGUCAUGCUCGGUGCAUUCGGCGCCCACGGCCUCAAGAAACGCAUCUCAGAUCCCGCGAAAAUCGCAGCAUGGGGAACAGCGGCGCACUACCAGCUCAUCCACUCCACCGCCCUCCUCGUCACAGCUGUCGCGGCGCCCCGCUCCGUAGUCGCCGGAUCGCUGUUCACAGCCGGCAUGACGAUGUUCAGUGGAAGUAUUUAUCUGCUGACACUGGAUCCGGAGAGGUUUCGGCCGCUGGGACCGGUUACGCCGCUGGGAGGCUUGUGCCUGAUUGGGGGCUGGGUUGCGUUAGCUUUCACGAGGAGGAUUCCGCUGAGGCUGUGA